Molecule: messenger RNA, 813 nt
Organism: Botrytis sinoallii
Lineage: Eukaryota; Fungi; Ascomycota; Leotiomycetes; Helotiales; Sclerotiniaceae
Exons: 4
Coding region: 1-813 (270 amino acids)
Source: RefSeq, a predicted model, not a curated record
AUGUCAAAGGAACUUGAAGAGGCAUUGCCACAUCACAACAGCAUGGACAUCACGAGACCCGGUGAUCCUACUGAGAAAUCCUUUCAUGCGAAAAUGAAGAAACACUUCGCACAAGAAGUAAGCACGGAUCAUGCAGACAUUUUGAUGUUGAUCUGUUGUCUCAUCACUGGAUUUCUAGACAGCACAUUGUAUAAUGCUUUCAAGACCUUCGUGUCUAUGCAAACUGGCAAUACGAUCUUCGUAGCUCUCGGUGCAUCGGAUCAGAACAAUCGACCUUUUGGUUGGGCAAGAUCGCUCAUCUCGAUCGGUUUCUUUUGCAUUGGCUCCUUUAUCUUCUCAAGAUGCCAUCGCUUCUGUGGCCCCCUUCAACGGAGUACUCUCGUUGCUUCGUUCUUAAUCCAGAGUUGUUGCAUCUUGCUAUCAGCUAGUCUAGUCCAGGGCUUCGUCAUUGAAGGCUAUGUACCGGCUGAUUUGGGGACUCAUUGGGACCAGGUUGGUCCGAUUGCAUUGUUAAGUUUUCAAGCAGCCGGUCAAAUCGUCUCUUCUCGCUUCCUAGGCGUAGGAGAAGUCCCUACCAUUGUCAUUACAUCGCUUCUCUGCGAUUUGUUAUCCGAUCCUCUUCUCUUUGCUUCCGUAACGAAAAACCCGAAGAGAAAUCGAAGAGCGAUAGCUUUUGUAUUGACCAUGGUAGGUGCGAUUGUUGGAGGGUGGGUUAGCAAGGUUACAAAGAGUGUUAGUCCUAUGCUCUUUGUAGCGGGUGGUUGUAAAAUUGUGUUAACCCUAGUCUGGGGUUUUUGGAAAGAAAAGGUAUAG